UAAGAUAUACCUUAAUAUAUAUAUAACGUAUAUCUUAAUUCGUGGUGGACACUACAUCACAUCCAUGGCCCAUUCCGCAUAUUUUGUUGUAUCCGUCAUAAUGGUCUUACACACGUAUGACAUAUAACACUUUUGUUCACUAGUUCCAAUACGGGUGGGCCACUGACUGACUGAUCGUACUUGAGUUCUGAAUUAUCAUGAACCGAUAACAAUAAAAAAUAAUAUUUCGUCCUAAUAUUUAAAAUAUUUGGCGGGGUAUCAAAAUAUAUUUUUUUUUUUAUCACUGUUGAUAAAGCGUUGAUAAAUUUAGUGAUAAGUUAAUUUAAAGUUGUGCACUUGUGCGUAGACUAAAGACUUGUUCAUCUUCAUAGUCCAUAGACCACAGUUUAUAGAUUUAUAUUUCAGACUGUAGUCUGUUAUUUUGGGUUAUGGCUAGAAUAAAUUGUAAAAGCUAGGGAGAUAACUGUCAACUGAUUUAGUCUCAAUGAAAAAUCUAUUUUGAAAACUAUGUCAUUAGCACACCCAAAUACUUACGACAUUUCGCAUAACACUGUCGUCUUUCUUUAAUUUCCGCUAUUAAGUUAAAAUCUAUAGAAAUGUUUCAUAAAUUUCAAUCCACUUCAUUUUUGUUGUUCAGAACGGAUUUCAAAAUGUUAAAAUGUAAUGCUUCGUCGUUAGAUGGUAAAAUGAUGAACAAAGUUAUGGGCCUUAGUCGGAAAACCAAAAAGGUUUGGUAUAAACCAAAUGUUGGGGCAAAUCUUUCAUUUGAAGAGCUAAUGAAACAAACAACCAAAAACAAUGCUGGACGUCAGACUAGCAAGCGUUUAGCCGUUCUAAAUAAGUUAUUGAUGAAAAAUAUAACUGAUUUAAUGGCAACCGGUGAAAACUCUGAUAAACUCGUUGGAUAUGGUCUAGAAAUUUCAAAGGUUUGUAUUGCAGGGGAUUACAGAUCUGUUAAUGUAUAUUGGAUGGCUGGAAAAUCUGAAGACGAUUCCCUGUUAGAUAAAUUAUUGCAGAUGAUAAGCGGUCCACUGAGACAUGAAUUAUCUACGUUAAGAAUCAUGGGUGAAAUUCCAAAAAUACAGUUUAUUAAAGAUAAGACUUAUGCAAACAUAGCAGCAGUUGAUCGGUUAUUAAGUAAAGCGGAUUUUGGUGAAGAUUUUGUACCUACUUACAAUGUUUUACUAAACUAUCACCCUACAAUUUAUACCAAUAUUGAUCCAGAGAUCAAAGAAAAAAUUAAAGAAUUAGAGGACAAAGAAAAUCUAAAAAAUGAAAGUAACGAUGAGGUGGACAUUCCUGAAAUGAAGAUGGAUGUAAUGGGUCUUGAUCAUAGUGCAAUAAUGGCCAGAUUGAACAUGGCCAUCUUAAAGUCAAAAGCUGCUCACCGUCAACCUUCUGCUGUACAUAAUGUUAUGAAAAAUACUAUGACAGAAAAUACUGAAGAAACUCAGUAUUUGUCAUUCACUGAUUUUGUAAAAAAAAGGAAAAUUCAAGAAGCCAAAUCUUUAGGUAGAAGGAGGAGUAGGUCAAUUGAGAAAGAAAUGUAUGAUAAAGAUGCAUCAUCGUAUUAUGAAGAGGAAGAAGAUGAUAAAAUUGAUGAAUAUCCAUUUAAAAUUUAAACCAAUAUACCAAUAUUGUUUUAGUA
Molecule: messenger RNA, 1648 nt
Organism: Metopolophium dirhodum (rose-grain aphid)
Lineage: Eukaryota; Metazoa; Arthropoda; Insecta; Hemiptera; Aphididae
Product: putative ribosome-binding factor A, mitochondrial
Exons: 6
Coding region: 597-1622 (341 amino acids)
Biological process (GO): rRNA processing
Source: RefSeq, a predicted model, not a curated record